Messenger RNA from Eleginops maclovinus (Patagonian blennie), 2231 nucleotides. It is a transcript of the gene arl5c, whose product is annotated as ADP-ribosylation factor-like 5C. Gene Ontology annotation, molecular function: GTP binding; GTPase activity. Gene Ontology annotation, cellular component: trans-Golgi network; cytoplasm. Gene Ontology annotation, biological process: vesicle-mediated transport; protein localization to Golgi membrane; intracellular protein transport. Bases 191 to 730 code for a protein of 179 amino acids. The transcript is spliced from 6 exons. NCBI's taxonomy places the organism in Eukaryota, Metazoa, Chordata, Actinopteri, Perciformes, Eleginopidae. The record is from RefSeq and is a predicted model, not a curated record.
GACUGAACAUUUUGGAGAGAGUUUCUAGGAGGCGGAACCCACUCACGCAAUGGGGCAGUAGAAAGCGAUAUCACAUAAAGGAAUUCAAGUUCGUUUGUCAGUCAGCAGUUUACACUGAAGAUUGUCUCUAUCAGGUCGAGUAUACUGGAUCUCUAUUGUGUUCGUCGCUCACCUUUCAUACUUGUUGGACAUGGGAUUUCUUCUGACCAAAAUGCUGUCUGUCUUCGGGGACACAGAGCACAAAGUCAUCAUUGUGGGUUUGGACAAUGCUGGGAAGACAACCAUCCUUUAUCAGUUUCUGACAAAAGAAGCCGUGCACACAUCACCAACCAUCGGCAGCAACGUUGAGGAGAUCACCGUACGUAAAACACACUUCUUGGUUUGGGAUAUCGGAGGACAGGACAGCCUUCGAGCCAGCUGGUACUCAUACUACUGCAACACAGAGAUCGUCAUUUUGGUUGUGGACAGCACCGACCGUGAACGUCUCUCGCUCACCAAAGACGAACUGCACCAAAUGCUUGCACAUGAGGAACUACGAAAUGCAGCUCUUCUUAUUUUGGCCAACAAACAGGACGUGAAAGGCUCGAUGACGGCAGCAGAGAUCUCGCAGUGCCUCACACUCGACUCCAUCUCAUCACACACCUGGCAUGUUCAAGCCUGCUGUGCCCUCACAGGGGAGGGUCUACCUGCCAGUCUGGACUGGAUGAAGUCUCGGGUUGUUGCAAACUAAAAGAACGUGUUCCAAUGGAUUCAAUUUCCUCAAACUGAGCCAACAUGGAAGGCCCUGCAGACGCCUCAGUGUCGGUAUAUUGACUGUUUUUGGGACAAAGUCCUCUGAACAUGGCGUCGAUGAUAGAGUCUGUGAUAGAUACUGCUGCGCCGCGCCACACCUACUAUAUGUACGACCAAGGCUUCAGGGUGGAGGAGCAACAGAGAAUCCUGGGUGAUCCUAGAGUUGGUUAAUGUUCACCAUUUAUCUAUAAAUGUGUACUGUUUUUUUUACUGCUAAAAUAGUGUUUGGUUAUAUUUUACUAAUCUUGAAGCAAUAAAAGGCAGAUUUAUUUAUGGAGCACAUUCAAGCCACAAGGCAAUUCAAAGUGCUUUACUUAACACUUCAAAGCAUUAAGAGAAAGUGCAUAAGAAACAGACCACAUGAGUAAUUUUAAUACAAUUAAAAGCCAUCAUUAAAGGGCCAAGAGGACAGGAACAGAAUACGACAAUAAAUGUAACAUUGCAUUGUGAAGUUAUCUCAUUGAACAAAAGGCAGCGACACACAGAAAAGUUUCCAGUCUUAAUCCAACAAACUCAGGGUUAAAGCGCUCCUGCAGUUAAUUGUAUUUUGUUCCAGAUAUGGGGUCCAUAAAUCCUCAUUGCUGAACUCCCAAGUUUUUAUCAGUUGUGGUGAUGUAGAUGAGAACAACUACGGAGUGAUAAUGCGCAAGCGACCCACCUAGAGAGGCCAGAUCCUACCUGACCAGAUAUAUCACAUUCCUCUGUUCUGUCACAAUGGGGUAAUUUUAGUCACUGGAGUUAUUUUUAAAAGUAAAGUAGUAAUUAAAGUAUCAAUAAUGCAUUCAUCACUGCAACUAAACAAGUUUUACUGAAGAGAUUACAACCUACACAAUGACCCUAGUUGAUAAUAGAUUAAAACGUUAGCUUAUGUUUUAUUUCUAUAGUCUUGUUCUAAUCUCAUAUUUUAAUGUCAUUAAGCUAAUCAGGUGCCCUUUUAUUCCUCUUGUGCAAACACAUUAAGCCUUAAGUGAGACAAUCAGGAUCUCAUCUUGACCUUUGAUUCUCUGCACCAAUUACUUUCUCUUUUACUUAACAUGAACUACUCCUUUUCAACCUAAAUAGUACCUCACUAGUUGCAAAAACAGCUGCCUAGUAUUCGCCUCUACCAUAGAUGACUUUUACACAACAACUGUGGUGAAACUUUACAGCACAUUUCGUAAAUCCUAUGGCCUAAGAAACUCUUCAAUAUUAGGAUAAGUCUGCCCCUAAUGUAUUAAAUGUUAUUGAAUGCCAUUGAACAACAACUCUUUUGUUAGAACUGUUAGAAAUGUUUAGUAAAUUAUUAUAAGAGAAAAAAAAGCUCUUGAACUGUAUAUUACAGCAAAUUCCUGAAUUGGAAAGUGAACUGGCUGCUAAGGACUAUGAGUCAUAUUUUGAAAGAAUAUAUAUUGUAUUGUGUAAUUGCCUUUUUUUUUAAAAAAUAAACAGUAGUACAAAUA